UCACAAGACCUCUCAGCUGAGGUACCUGUUUUUCAAUUUUCUAAUUUCUGUAGAAUAAUUUUCUUCAAAAAUUAUCUUAUUGUGGGUGGUGGCUUUUUCUUAAAAACUCUGUAGCCAAAAUGGCUAAUAUCAACGAAGAGAAUGUAAGCCAAUUACUUCCGACGCUAGGCGAUGAAAAAAUCGAUAUGAUUGCCGCUACGAGCGUGCUUCAAAUAAGAGCAAGUGAGAUUCGUCAAAGCCAAAUUAACUGGCAAUCUUACUUGCAAUCGCAGAUGAUCACUCAGCGUGAUCAUGACUUCAUUGUGAACUUAGAUCAACGCGGGCAGAAGGACUUGCCAGAUAAGAAUCCUGAAGCUUGCGCAGAUGUGUUCCUGAAUCUGCUUACCCACAUUAGUAAAGACAACACCAUCCAGUAUGUCCUUGUUUUGAUAGAUGAUAUUCUUUCAGAAGAUAAGUCUCGUGUAAAAAUAUUCCGUAAUGCAAGACACGGAAAUGUCUGGCAGCCAUUCCUGAACCUGCUUAACCGUCAGGAUGAAUUUGUCCAGCACAUGACAGCCCGCAUCAUUGCCAAGCUGGCUUGCUGGCACCCACAGCUCAUGGAGAAGAGCGACUUGCAUUUCUAUCUCUCCUGGUUGAAAGACCAACUCAAAAUGAAUGCUGAAGUGGUGUCUGCGGAGUUAGAGCAUGCUGAAAAGGUCAUGUUGGAGCAUGAAAAACAUAACUUCUCCGAAAAACAUAUAAAACAUCAGAAAGAAAAGAGUGUUGAAAAUGCUGAUCCAUCCCAAGAAAAAUAUUCGAGCCUUUAUAGCUCUUUUGAUGUUCUCAAAUCUCAUCAGGAUUUGCCGCCCGGUUUGCAUAAGAACAAUGACUAUAUCCAAUCAGUGGCUCGCUGCUUACAAAUGAUGCUUCGUGUCGACGAAUACCGCUUCGCAUUCCUGUCCGUUGAUGGCAUUUCUACACUCCUAUCGAUCCUUGCUUCGAGGGUAAACUUCCAGGUACAAUACCAACUGGUGUUCUGCCUCUGGGUGUUGACAUUUAACUCGCUUCUCGCCGAAAAAAUGAACAAGUUCAAUGCAAUUCCAAUACUGGCUGACAUCCUGAGUGACUCUGUCAAGGAAAAGGUGACCCGUAUUGUAUUGGCUGUAUUUCGCAACCUGAUUGAGAAACCAGAGGACCAACAGGUUGCCAAAGAGCAUUGCAUCGCUAUGGUCCAAUGCAAGGUGCUGAAACAACUGUCAAUCUUGGAACAGAAACGCUCUGAUGAUGAAGACAUAAUGAACGACGUGGACUUCCUCAAUGAACGCCUUCAAGCCUCGGUGCAAGACCUCAGCUCUUUUGAUCAAUAUGCUACUGAGGUCAAGAGUGGACGUCUGGAGUGGUCGCCAGUGCACAAGUCGGCCAAGUUCUGGCGCGAGAACGCGGCACGCCUCAACGAGCGCGGCCAGGAGCUGCUGCGUACGCUCGUGCACCUGCUGGAGAAGAGCCGCGACCCCGUCGUGCUGGCCGUCGCCUGCUACGACGUGGGCGAGUACGUGCGACACUACCCGCGCGGCAAGCACAUCAUUGAGCAAUUGGGUGGUAAGCAGCGCGUCAUGUACCUGUUGAGCCACGAAGACCCGAACGUUCGCUACGAAGCUCUGCUCGCCGUGCAGAAACUGAUGGUUCACAACUGGGAAUAUCUCGGCAAGCAACUUGAAAAAGAACAAAUUGACAAGCAGGCUGGUGGUACUGCUGUUGGCGCUAAGGCCUAAGAAAUUGCAUUAUGUUUUAUUUAAAAAUUGUUAUUGUUGUCCUCAAUAUAAAUUGCAGUAAAAUAGCGACGUUUAUAUGCCAUAGACCAAUAAGUAUUACGUACAAGUGUAAAUAGUUACGCUGUUAAAAUUACACUGCAGUGUGAUCUUAAAUAUGAUGUCAUGUCAUGUUUACUAUAUAUAUUUUAAAUUCAUGUAAAUACAUAAUGAAGUGAAAUUUCUAUAUACAAUUCUGUUAUUAGUUUUAAAUACAAGGUAUGUAUUGAUAGCCAGCUUUAUAAACAUUAUGAAUUGUUUACAAAUUUGCAAAAUCACAUUCCUAUAAUAUUUAUUAUUGUUACAUAAAGAGAAGUAUAAUCAUUAAAAAUUAUAUUUAAAAAUUGUAGUAAUGGUAGCAGAUAUGAAGCGUGUAUUGUGAACUGGCUCCAUUAGAAAAUAAAUUUCUCCAGAAUUGAUGAAUAUAUUUUAUUUAUGUAAAAUAAAAUAAAAAUUGUC
This is a messenger RNA of Melitaea cinxia (Glanville fritillary), 2246 nucleotides long. RefSeq names its product V-type proton ATPase subunit H (gene VhaSFD). Gene Ontology annotation, cellular component: vacuolar proton-transporting V-type ATPase, V1 domain; lysosomal membrane. The transcript is spliced from 11 exons. The record is from RefSeq and is a predicted model, not a curated record. Bases 120 to 1751 code for a protein of 543 amino acids. Gene Ontology annotation, biological process: proton transmembrane transport. Lineage: Eukaryota; Metazoa; Arthropoda; Insecta; Lepidoptera; Nymphalidae. Gene Ontology annotation, molecular function: proton-transporting ATPase activity, rotational mechanism.